This is a messenger RNA of Hydractinia symbiolongicarpus, 1720 nucleotides long. RefSeq lists its product as uncharacterized. The transcript is spliced from 5 exons. Bases 298 to 1380 code for a protein of 360 amino acids. The record is from RefSeq and is a predicted model, not a curated record. NCBI's taxonomy places the organism in Eukaryota, Metazoa, Cnidaria, Hydrozoa, Anthoathecata, Hydractiniidae.
UUCCCUGUUAGUUUUAGAAACAAAGAAAAAAACACUAUUACUAAUUAUUUCACAAUUAUGAAAUACUUACAACUAAUUAAUAAUGCCGAAGUGAUAUUUUAUUGAAAGUGCUUACUUGUUCAGUAUUAAUUUGAGGGAAUUAUUCAACUAUUUUUGUAAUUAGUGGGAAGUGUAAAAUAGAGCAUAUAAAAAGGGCAAACUUCUGAACCUGAGUAUAUAGAGGUUUAGGUUGUAUGCUCAGAAGGUGAAAGAAUAAAAUCUAAGGGGACUCAUUAUACAGUACAAACAUUUUCAAGAAUGUUUUUAAUUUUGUUGCUAUCUCUAGUGAGUUAUGCUUGCACACUUGAAGUUGCUGUAUAUCGUACCUCUGCUGUUGACCAAAUUGCAUAUGUUGGCUUAAAUUCUGGAAUUUGUUCGAAAAUUGGUGCUUCUGUUCACCUGGAAUCAAGUAAAGGCGUGACGUGUGAAUGUCCUUCUAAUAAAACCUUUUACAGUAAAAGUAUAAGUGACAGUCCAUCGUGUCGUAGUGACGACGGUGCUGAUUUAGGUUGCCCAAUUUGUACCGGGGAUUGCCUGCACAUCCUAGAUAGUUCGUUGACGCUCUCCAGAGUAAGCACAGGAAACCAUUAUGCAUGCUCAAAGACGUAUGGAGGCUACACAAUCAAAAGAUGGAACGGUAAAAGUUGGGUUCAAUUCUCUCGAACUGAUGAUUUUACAGUUUCAUAUACAACAUCAGAAGGCAAAACUUAUGUAGAUUUUGAGUGGAAUGAUGAAAAUUCGUAUUUACUGUAUACUGGACUAUUUCUUAUAACACCUUAUUGUGGAAAUAAACCACUUUCUUGCUUCUUGGCAAAAGCUAUCGGAUUGGAAGCAUAUACGACAAUAGAUGCAAAUAACAAUGAAAGUAAAAAAUCAAAAACAGCGGUAUCCGCAAGUGUUUCAACCGUUAUCAUAUUUCUAUUAUUCCUGUUUGUUUAUCUUUACUACAAACGGGGAUAUCUCAAAACAAAAAUACAAGCACUAAGAAGAAAUCAACAAAAUAAAAUUGAGAAAAAAGUGGAGGUGCCAAUAGCACCGGUAGUUAAUCCCGCUUUUGUUCUGUCCGCAUCCGAAUCACAGGUGAUAAAGCCACCAGCUCAUACGUCAUAUAAUAAUGGGGGGUCGCACGCAACUUUAAGUCCUGGUCCUGCGACGUCUCCACCAAUUUUAACUAACGUAAGUGUCACACAACAUCCACAACCAAACCAUUCACAGCCGCCAGUUCAUCAUCCUGUGACACAGACGCUACAGCAAUCUAUUACGCCGACAAGUAACACACAAGUUCAAUCAAAGACAAACCUAGGAACGCAAAACAAAUUAUUGUCUAGUGUUGUUAGUUGAGUAACAAGUGGUUUUGUUGAUUCUUUCAGUGAGGAGUAAACAGUUUAUGAUAUGGAUUGACUUAUGUUAUUAUCAAACAUGUGAGCAUUCUACUCAUCAUAUAGUUCUAUGGCCCUUUGCUACAUUACAAUGCACAAUAGAAGAGUUAACAGAAUUGAAAAUCAUACAGAGUAAGGUUAUCAAAUUGAAAUGAUUAGGAACUUUUCUAAAUUUAUUAUAUAAAGUUUGUAAAUUAUAAAGAAAAUUAGGAACCUUUUUUAAAAUUGUAAAGCUUCUUUUUAUGUGUUUUGUUAAGUACAUAACAUUUUUUAAUUUUUUUUCUAACAAAUAUAUUUUUAUU